This is a messenger RNA of Oryzias latipes (Japanese medaka), 2399 nucleotides long. RefSeq names its product phosphoribosyl pyrophosphate synthase-associated protein 1. Lineage: Eukaryota; Metazoa; Chordata; Actinopteri; Beloniformes; Adrianichthyidae. Gene Ontology annotation, molecular function: ATP binding; ribose phosphate diphosphokinase activity; magnesium ion binding. The record is from RefSeq and is a predicted model, not a curated record. Gene Ontology annotation, biological process: 5-phosphoribose 1-diphosphate biosynthetic process; purine nucleotide biosynthetic process. Gene Ontology annotation, cellular component: ribose phosphate diphosphokinase complex; cytoplasm.
CCGUAGUUUGGAGCAUAGCUCUUCAGUUACCCUGAAAGUAGUAGUCGUUUUUUUCUCCACUUUUACGAACAACUGUAUUAUUUAUCAUAUAAAAUAAUAUAAGUCUACAUAAAUUCGAAUUAAAACCUAUUACUUAGGUAAAAUAAUUUUUGAAACAAAAAUAAUUUUUCGCCACGAUCAUUCGGCCAUUGAGUUAAAGCGACGGCGCAGGCAGUGGGGCAGCCGUUAGCUACCUAGCGCCAUAAAACACUUCAGUUGGCGUGGUCGUUUUGUUGGGAAACUGCAAGUGUGACGGGGUUUAUUAGCCGCAAGAAGACACAGCUCUAGAAUGAAUGUCGCCAAAAGUGGCUACCGUGUUUUUUCUGCUAACUCCACGGCAGCGUGCACAGAAUUAGCCAAGAAGAUAACAGAGCGGCUGGGAGUCGAACUGGGAAAGUCUGUGGUCUUUCAGGAGCCAAACAGAGAGACAAGAGUGGAUGUAAAAGAAUCUGUUCGAGGGCAGACUAUCUUUAUUAUCCAAACUAUACCAAGAGAUGUCAACACAGCCAUCAUGGAGCUUCUUAUCAUGGCUUAUGCCCUCAAAACGUCCUGUGCAAAGAACAUCAUCGGAGUCAUCCCUUACUUUCCCUACAGCAAACAGUGCAAAAUGAGGAAGAGGGGCUCAAUAGUGUGCAAGUUGUUAGCGUCGAUGUUGGCUAAAGCAGGACUAACGCACAUCAUUACCAUGGAUUUGCAUCAAAAAGAGAUCCAGGGCUUUUUCAGCUUUCCGGUGGAUAACCUACGUGCCUCUCCAUUCCUAAUUCAGUAUAUUCAAGAGGAGAUUCCUGAUUACAGAAAUGCCAUCAUUGUGGCAAAGUCUCCUGCUGCAGCUAAAAGGGCUCAGUCCUAUGCAGAACGGCUCCGCCUGGGCCUGGCGGUAAUUCACGGCGAGGCGCAGUGUGCGGAGUCAGACAUGGCUGACGGGAGACACUCCCCGCCCUGUGUGCGCAACACCACCGGCCACACGGGGCUGGAACUGCCCUCAGGCAAACAACAAGCUCCAUUCCCUGGCAUAGAGCUACCAAUAAUGAUGGCCAAGGAGAAACCUCCAAUCACGGUGGUUGGAGACGUGGGCGGAAGAAUCGCCAUCAUCGUGGAUGAUAUUAUAGAUGAUGUGGGAGACUUCGUGGCGGCUGCAGAGAUCUUGAAAGAGCGGGGGGCCUAUAAGAUUUAUAUCAUGGCCACGCAUGGUCUGUUGUCUGCAGACGCUCCACGUCUCAUAGAGGAGUCGGCCAUCGAUGAGGUGGUUGUGACCAACACCGUUCCCCAUGAAGUACAGAAGCUCCAGUGUCCCAAAAUCAAGACGGUUGACGUCAGCAUGAUCCUAGCCGAGGCGAUCCGCCGCAUCCACAACGGAGAAUCCAUGGCUUACUUGUUCCGCAACAUCACAGUGGACGACUAAAGAGAGCGCCAGAGGGAAGGCUAAGGUUUAGUUUAUGCCAGGAUUACUUGUUUGGCGCACAUGUGUCCUUGACGGUUUCAAAGAAAUUCUUCGGUUUGCCGCAAAUAAUUUACAGAAAACAUACAAAAUAUUCCCCCCAAAAAAAAAAAGGUUGACUCCUCCCCGCUGACUUGAGCUGCUGAAAGGAAGCAGAAGGAAGGGACGGCGUGCAGAGAUCUCAGCACGUAACAUAUUUACAAUAAACAGGCAUGUUUUUUGAGUGUGGCCUGCUACGUAAAUGUUAUUUAUCAAAGUGUGGGGAAUAGAAGACUUGGGACAAACUCUUACGCUGAAGGGGAAUGCAUUUUGGCUGCAAACAAGCACACAACACUCAAAUUCAAGAAUAGUGUUUAUUCCUCUUUAAACGUAAACAUGCUUUAGCAACUCUUACACUAAAGCUCCGUCUUUCGCAUAUCCUCUGGCACGCCGCUUCACAUCACAGACCACAAAACGGACCAACUUUGCUUCUCAAAAUCUUUAUUUAGCUUUUCUUUUUGCAUCGUUUCCUGAACUGUUCAUAACCUCUUCCAAGCGUUUCUUUUGGGUCUUAUUUUCGCACUGUUACUGUAAAACUUGGUCAAUUUGAAAGAUUUGCUUAGAUGUUGGACUUAACUCUCUGUUUGAAAACCUAGUUUCUUUAGUCUUUUGCUCAGGGAGAAAUCGUUGCAAAUGUCUUCCGUGCAAAAACACUGCAACACACGCUGAGCCCUGGAUUCGUGUGAAAUGCAACUUUGUCCGUGUCUAAAAGCUGCAAAUGCUCCGAUGCCGCUUCUUCAUCAGCUCAGAUCAGUAUUUGUCUAAGAUGCAUUUGACUUGUUUGGUCUAUUUAUUCCCCCCCCCGUUUCCCUGUUUCCAUGACUGUUUGAGCCGUUUGUCAGUGUGAAUUCAAAUAAAAACACUUUCCUCUUGUUGAGCUCUA